CAUGCGGGUCAUCAGGGACUUCAUCACUGCGAAGGAGGAGCAACUAUUGAUGCUUACUUGCCGUACGAGUUGAGCCACUGGGAUAACGUGGGUGGGUGGGUGAGACAAUAUAGUAUCGGAUUCCUGGUUAAACUUCAUACAACUUGCGGAUUGCCUACGAAUACCGCGAAGUUGAACGCCGAAAGUGGACUCCCCAAAACCGGGCCACGCUGGAUCGCCUCCCGUGAGCUUCCUUCGGUGUCAUGCCCUUCGUGCCCAUCGUGGACUUCGCUGACUCUGGCGCGAUCAAGCCGCACGUGGGCAGCACUCGAUUUUGCCUGCUCUGCAACUGAAGCGGAUGACCAAGGAUCCCAUGACUUUGCCAGCUACUCUGUGGAUCUGCUCCUGCCGCGACGCUCGAUCUACAUCAUGAGUGCCCUAGCGCGGUACGAGUUCACUCACGAAAUCCUGGCCAGAGAUCAGUCGUGGUUUAAGGAGCGCUUGGUGGAAAGGAGCCGACGCGUCUCCGUCAUUUCUCGAAACGAACCUUGA
Molecule: messenger RNA, 531 nt
Organism: Drosophila mauritiana
Lineage: Eukaryota; Metazoa; Arthropoda; Insecta; Diptera; Drosophilidae
Biological process (GO): fatty acid metabolic process; DNA damage response
Cellular component (GO): mitochondrial matrix
Source: RefSeq, a predicted model, not a curated record